Molecule: messenger RNA, 5666 nt
Organism: Pimephales promelas (fathead minnow)
Lineage: Eukaryota; Metazoa; Chordata; Actinopteri; Cypriniformes; Leuciscidae
Source: RefSeq, a predicted model, not a curated record
GAAUGUUUUGUAUGAAUUUUCACUGGUGUUGUUGAGGUGGUUAGUUGUUGUAUUUUUGUUUGGCCAUGGAGGAUACCACUAGCCGACUCUUAAGUUUUUCCUUGGCACUUCUCAGUCUUUGUGUCUGUGACCACUUUGGAAGUGUUGGUGGCUUUGUCAGGAGUGGUUAUCCUGUUUACCAUGAGGCUGGUUUCCACAUGCGGGAUAUGAAGCCACGAAGUUCCUACAGCUGGUAUGGGGCUGAUGUAUCAAAUCCCAUCAGUCCUCUAAGACCAAGGAGUAACACUUACAGUGCUGCACAAGUUAAGGGUGUGUAUAGCAGUGCAAGCUAUAGUCCACAAAAUGGCUCUGACUCUGAUGCUAGUAGUCAACUUCAAGGAUCUCUGAUAUCUUCAGCUGGUAGUGACAGUCUCGUUUCUGGUUCUGUGACCACUGAAAUGGGUGCAAGUAUGCCCAUUGAGUCUCUACCUGGGCCAACACCGCUCAACUAUCAAACUGUAAUACAGUCUAGUAAUGAGUCUGUGGUGUCUAGUAGCCAGCAAAUAGUGCAGAACAGCUCCCAGUCCAGUGGCCAACAAGUGGAAGGCAGCUACCAGUCUGCAGUGCAGCCCAUCUUCAAGCCUCAGAGAAGUAGACUUCAAGUUGUUUCCAAGUUAUUUUCUGGUAACGGGCCAGUCCAGAUGUCAAGUUCUACCUUUUUGGUCAAGCCUUUGCAGCAGCGAAAUGAGUUUUCACAACCCAGGUAUCAGUUAGGGCAAGCCAGAUUUGGAUAUGGACUUGUGCCAUUACUGAGUGGCCAGCAACUAGUGCAGUCACGUGAUGGUUCCACAGUUCAGCCUAGUGGUGUGCAGCUAGCACAGGCAAGAUACCAACUUGUGGCUCAGCCUAGCCUCCAACAGUCAUCUCAAGCCAGCAGCCAGAACUCUGAACAAGCUGUAUUGCAAUCUGUGGACCAGUCCAGUGGCCUACAAUCAGCCCAAGCCAUCUCUCAGUCUGUGGACCAGUCUGGCAUCCAAGAGCCAGCCCAAGCCAGCUCUCAAUCCGGUAUCCAAGAGCCAGCCCAAGCCAGCUCACAGUCUGUUGAACUCUCAGGUAGUCUGCUGUCAGCCCAAGCCAGCUCUCAGUCUAUGGACCAGUCUGGCAUCCAAGAGCCAGCCCAAGCCAGCUCUCACUCUGUGGAUCAGUCUGGCAUCCAAGAGCCAGCCCAAGCCAGCUCACAAUCUGUUGAACUGUCAGGUAGUCUGCUGUCAGCCCAGGCCAGCUCACAAUCUGUGGACCAGUCUGGCAACCAACAACCAGCCCAAUUCAGCUCACAGUCUGGCCUGCCGUCAGCACAAGCCAGCUACCAGUUUGUACCCCAGCUUGGUUUCCAAAGACCAACACAAACUGGCUACCAGUCUGUUAAUGGCCUCAGUGGUCUGCAGUCAGGACAAGCCCGCUACCAGUCUUCGUCCCGGCCCAGCGGUCUGCAGUUAGGACAAGCCCGCUACCAGUCUUUGUCCGGGCCCAGUGGUCAGCAGACAGUACAAGCCCGCUACCAGUCUGUGUCCCAGCCCAGUGGCCUGCAGUCAGCCCAAGCCAGGUACCAGUCUGUGUCCCAGUCCAGUCGUCUGCAAUCAGGACAAGCCAGCUACCAGUCUGUGUCCGGGCCCAGUGGUCAGCAGACAGUACAAGCCCGCUACCAGUCUGUGUCCCAGCCCAGUGGCCUGCAGUCAGCCCAAGCCAGGUACCAGUCUGUGUCCCAGUCCAGUCGUCUGCAAUCAGGACAAGCCAGCUACCAGUCUGUGUCCCAGCCCAGUGGGCAACAAGUGGAAGGCAGCUACCAGUCUGCAGUGCAGUCCAUCUUCAAGCCUCAGAGAAGUAGACUUCAAGUUGUUUCCAAGUUAUUUUCUGGUAACGGGCCAGUCCAAAUGUCAAGUUCUACCUUUUUGGUCAAGCCUUUGCAGCAGCGAAAUGAGUUUUCACAACCCAGGUAUCAGUUAGGGCAAGCCACAUUUGGAUAUGGACUUGUGCCAUUACUGAGUGGCCAGCAAUUAGUGCAGUCACGUGAUGGUUCCACAGUUCAGCCUAGUGGUGUGCAGCUAGCACAGGCAAGAUACCAACUUGUGGCUCAGCCUAGCCUCCAACAGUCAUCUCAAGCCAGCAGCCAGAACUCUGAACAAGCUGUAUUGCAAUCUGUGGACCAGUCCAGUCGCCUACAAUCAGCCCAAGCCAUCUCUCAGUCUGUGGACCAGUCUGGCAUCCAAGAGCCAGCCCAAGCCAGCUCACAAUCUGUUGAACUGUCAGGUAGUCUGCUUUCACCCCAAGCCAGCUCUCAGUCUGUGGACCAGUCUGGCAUCCAAGAGCCAGCCCAAGCCAGCUCACAAUCUGUUGAACUGUCAGGUAGUCUGCUGUCAGCCCAAGCCAGCUCUCAGUCUGUGGACCAGUCUGGCAUCCAAGAGCCAGCCCUAGCCAGCUCACAAUCUGUUGAACUGUCACGUAGUCUGCUUUCACCCCAAGCCAGCUCUCAGUCUGUGGACCAGUCUGGCAUCCAAGAGCCAGCCCAAGCCAGCUCACAAUCUGUUGAACUGUCAGGUAGUCUGCUUUCAGCCCAAGCCAGCUCUCAGUCUGUGGACCAGUCUGGCAUCCAAGAGCCAGCCCAAGCCAGCUCACAAUCUGUUGAACUGUCAGGUAGUCUGCUUUCAGCCCAAGCCAGCUCUCAGUCUGUGGACCAGUCUGGCAUCCAAGAGCCAGCCCAAGCCAGCUCACAAUCUGUUGAACUCUCAGGUAGUCUGCUGUCAGCCCAAGCCAGCUCUCAGUCUGUGGACCAGUCUGGCAUCCAAGAGCCAGCCCAAGCCAGCUCACAAUCUGUUGAACUCUCAGGUAGUCUGCUGUCAGCCCAAGCCAGCUCACAGUCUGUGGACCAGUCUGGCAACCAACAACCAGCCCAAUUCAGCUCACAGUCUGGCCUGCCGUCAGCACAAGCCAGCUACCAGUUUGUACCCCAGCUUGGUUUCCAAAGACCAACACAAACUGGCUACCAGUCUGUUAAUGGCCCCAGUGGUCUGCAGUCAGGACAAGCCCACUACCAGUCUUUGUCCCGGCCCAGCAGUCUGCAGUUAGGACAAGCCCACUACCAGUCUUUGUCCCGGCCCAGCAGUCUGCAGUUAGGACAAGCCCGCUACCAGUCUUUGUCCCGGCCCAGCAGUCUGCAGUUAGGACAAGCCCGCUACCAGUCUUUGUCCCGGCCCAGCAGUCUGCAGUUAGGACAAGCCAGUUACCAGUCUGUGUCCCAGCCCAGCGGUCCUCAAUCAGCCCAAGCCAGGUACCAGUCUGUGUCCCAGCCCAGUGGUCCGCAAUCAGGACAAGCCAGCUACCAGUCUGUGUCCCAGCCCAGCGGUCUACAAUCAGGCCAAGCCAACUACCAGUCUGUGUCCCAGCUCAGUGGUCCGCAAUCAGGACAAGCAAGCUACCACUCUGUGUCCCAGCCCAGCGGUCCUCAAUCAGCCCAAGCCAGGUACCAGUCUGUGUCCCAGCCCAGUGGUCCGCAAUCAGGACAAGCCAGCUACCAGUCUGUGUCCCAGCCCAGCGGUCCUCAAUCAGGCCAAGCCAGCUACCAGUCUGUGUCCCAGCCCAGCGGUCUACAAUCAGGCCAAGCCAACUACCAGUCUGUGUCCCAGCCCAGUGGUCCGCAAUCAGGACAAGCAAGCUACCACUCUGUGUCCCAGCCCAGCGGUCUACAAUCAGGCCAAGCCAACUACCAGUCUGUGUCCCAGCUCAGUGGUCCGCAAUCAGGCCAAGCCAACUACCAGUCUGUGUCCCAGCCCAGUGGCCUGCAGUCAGCCCAAGCCAGGUACCAGUCUGUGUCCCAGCCCAGCGGUCUGCAAUCAGGCCAAGCCAGGUACCAGUCUGUGUCCCAGCCCAGUGGUCCGCAAUCAGGACAAGCCAGGUACCAGUCUGUGUCCCAGCCCAGUGGUCUGCAAUCAGGCCAAGCCAGCUACCAGUCUGUGUCCCAGCCCAGCGAUCUACAAUCAAGCCAAUCCAGGUACCAGUCAGUGGCCCAGCCCAGCAGCCUGCAGUCAGCCCAAGCCAGGUACCAGUCAUUGCAACAGCUCAGCGGUCUGCAAUCAGGACAAGCCACGUACCAGUCUGUGUCCCAGCCCAGCGGUCUACAAUCAGGCCAAGCCAGGUACCAGUCUGUGUCCCAGCCCAGCGGUCUACAAUCAGGCCAAGCCAGGUACCAGUCUGUGUCCCAGCCCAGUGGCCUGCAGUCAGCCCAAGCCAGCUACCAGUCUGUGUCCCAGCCCAGUGGUCUGCAAUCAGGACAAGCCAGCUACCAGUCUGUGUCCCAGCCCAGUGGCCUGCAGUCAGCCCAAGCCAGGUACCAGUCUGUGUCCCAGUCCAGCGGUCUACAAUCAGGCCAAGCCAGGUACCAGUCUGUGUCCCAGCCCAGCGGUCUACAAUCAGGCCAAGCCAGGUACCAGUCUGUGUCCCAGUCCAGUGGUCUGCAAUCAGGACAAGCCAGCUACCAGUCUGUGUCCCAGCCCAGCGGUCUACAAUCAGCCCAAGCCAGGUACCAGUCUGUGUCCAAGCCCAGCGGCCUGCAGUCAGCCCAAGCCAGCUACCAGUCUAUGUCCCAGCCCAGCGGUCCUCAAUCAGGACAAGCCAGCUACCAGUCUGUGUCCCAGCCCAGCGGUCUACAAUCUGGCCAAGCCAGGUACCAGUCUGUGUCCAAGCCCAGCGGCCUGCAGUCAGCCCAAGCCAGCUACCAGUCUGUGUCCCAGCCCAGCGGUCUACAAUCAGGCCAAGCAAGCUACCAGUCUGUGUCCCAGCCCAGUGGUCUACAAUCAGGCCAAGCCAAGUACCAGUCUGUGUCCCAGUCCAGUAGUCUGCAAUCAGGACAAGCCAGGUACCAGUCUGUGUCCCAGUCUAGUGGUCUACAAUCAGGCCAAGCCAGCUACCAGUCUGUGUCCCAGCCCAGCGGUCUACAAUCAGGCCAAGCAAGCUACCAGUCUGUGUCCCAGCCCAGUGGUCUACAAUCAGGCCAAGCCAAGUACCAGUCUGUGUCCCAGUCCAGUAGUCUGCAAUCAGGACAAGCCAGGUACCAGUCUGUGUCCCAGUCUAGUGGUCUACAAUCAGGACAAGCCAGCUACCAGUCUGUGUCCCAGCCCAGUGGUCUACAAUCAGUUCAAGCCAGCUACCAGUCUGUGUCCCAGUCUAGUGGUCUGCAUUCAGGACAAGCCGGCUACCAGUCUGUGUCCCAGCCCAGUGGUCUACAAUCAGGCCAAGCCAGCUACCAGUCUGUGUCCCAGUCUAGUGGUCUGCAUUCAGGACAAGCCGGCUACCAGUCUGUGUCCCAGCCCAGUGGUCUACAAUCAGGCCAAGCCAGGUACCAGUCUGUGUCCCAGCCCAGCAGUCUGCAAUUAGGACAAGCCAGCUACCAGUCUAUGUCGCAACAGUCAAGAUUCAAGGUCUCUACUAAGCCAGAGCAGUCAAGUUACAUGUCUCUUUCCAGUCUUGGUUCCAAACCUGUGGCGCAACCCAGUAAAAUACCACUUCAAGCUAUGAGUCUGAUGCAGUCUGUCCAGCCUGGCUUUCAAGAUCCAGCACCUCUGCACUCUCAGACUGCUAAAAAUAAGCAUUUGUUUCCAGGCAUAUUGAGGUUGUUGCAUCAAGUAAAGUCAUAG